Molecule: messenger RNA, 856 nt
Organism: Cantharellus anzutake
Lineage: Eukaryota; Fungi; Basidiomycota; Agaricomycetes; Cantharellales; Hydnaceae
Exons: 5
Coding region: 57-392 (111 amino acids)
Biological process (GO): ubiquitin-dependent protein catabolic process
Cellular component (GO): elongin complex
Molecular function (GO): protein-macromolecule adaptor activity
Source: RefSeq, a predicted model, not a curated record
CACGUGAUUAGAAAGAUCGUCGGUACCGCGUGUCAGAUCCUUCAUUUGACUUAGCGAUGACAAAAGAUUCAGAGCAGAAGGAACCUGCACGAUGGGUUCGUAUAGCCAGUGACGACGGAUUCUCUUUCAUUUUGGAACGGAAAGUGGCCAUAGCAAGCCCCACUCUUGCGGCCUCGCUGAACGAGGACAGCAAUUUCGCUGAGUCCCUAAGUAACACGUGUACUGUCCCCCACAGAGGUAUUGUCGUUGAGAAGGUCGUCGAGUACUUGUCUUUCAGAGCACAGUCGCAGAAUGCAGCCGAAAAUGAGGAAAUCCCAGAUUUUCUGGAACGUAUUCCCCCUGAAAUUGCGCUUGAAUUAUUGAUGGCGGCGGAUUACCUUGAAAUGGUUUAAGCUCUGUAUUCACUGCUUGUAAUGAUCACUGCCAAACGAGGAUACUUCUUAACUCAGUGAACAUCGCCUUGGCAAAUUGCUAUCCCCCAUAAGCAUCUACCCUAUCACGUCCAUAUUCCUAAUACGGUGGAGCCUAGAGGUUGGCAGCUCGUCGCUCAGCCAUUCCUAGCAGGAUAUGGUAUCCGAACUCUCGAGCUUUGUCUACUCCAGACAUGCUGGACUUACGCUUUUUGCCCAUCAUGGCUCCAUCCAAUAACAUGGUGUGCGGAGUCAGCGGAGCGCACGGCAUGGUCAGUUUAUUUCCGAAUUAUGACAGAAUUCGCAGUCGCGAUGGAGGAUUUGUUUACAGCAAUUCACAAUGUCAGACAUCGAAUAUCUAGUGUACUUAAUCUCAGGAUGGUGCCAUGAUGCCGAGUUUGUGACGGUGAAGGAAGCGGUGAUGGUUUGUUGGCGGCCGAAUCUGG